Messenger RNA from Glarea lozoyensis ATCC 20868, 2061 nucleotides. RefSeq names its product Ubiquitin-like protein. Lineage: Eukaryota; Fungi; Ascomycota; Leotiomycetes; Helotiales; Helotiaceae. The record is from RefSeq and is a predicted model, not a curated record. Gene Ontology annotation, cellular component: RNA polymerase transcription factor SL1 complex; RNA polymerase I core factor complex; ribosome. Gene Ontology annotation, biological process: nucleolar large rRNA transcription by RNA polymerase I; translation; RNA polymerase I preinitiation complex assembly. The transcript has 11 exons. Gene Ontology annotation, molecular function: RNA polymerase I core promoter sequence-specific DNA binding; protein binding; structural constituent of ribosome. The coding region runs from base 1 to 2061 and encodes 686 amino acids.
AUGUCAUCUCGCGUCGAAUAUCACCGAUUCAGUCGUGGCGAAUCUUGUACUGAGGAGGGGUGUCGUUCUCGGAAAUACUAUAUUGAAGAUGGGAAAAAAUUCUGUCAAAAGGGACACGAACAAGCAGGAUUUACGCAAACGCAACAAGAUGAAGACGACUGGAAAUUCAGCGGAAAGAAAUCCCGCAAACAAAAAGAAGGCACAGAACGCGUUCAUCGGCUUCUGAGUGGUCGAGAUGCCACUGAAUUGUACCUGCAAUGUUAUCAAUUGAUCCUAUGGAAACAGCUCCACUGGUUAAUAAAUGCCAAGGGCUUUCCAGCGGAUUUGGAGACAGUAGUAAGAGAUCUUUGGAGUCUUCGUGCUCGUGAUCUCCUUAAAUCAGGAAAUGAGAAGGAUUAUGGUUCUGCUUCCGGGACGAUGUUUAGUUCUCAGAGUGAGGGCGAGCAUACCGAUACUGACGCCAAAAGUGUCUCCAGUCGCAGAAGUAGAAGGAGCAUUGCGGGCGAAGAAAGGUUGCCAAAGCUGAUCGAGACGUUGGGAUUAUGUUAUUUAGGCGCCGUUUUGUUGAGAUUACCUGUCAGUUUGGGUGAUCUCUUCAGAUGGGCGACGGAAGAGGAUAUUAUAUACACACGAGCGAUCAAGGAAAUACCAAAAGAAAUGCGAAGUAAGCUUCCGCCGACCCUCGCUGCCGCUCUCGAAAUUCAUGCAGAACUCAGCGGUCCGAUGCUGCACCGCAAAGUUUCGGAAUUGGUCGAAUAUUUCAAUACCGAAUUUGAGAUGACAUUCCCACCACUGAAUUUUCCUUUCCUGAUUUACAAACAUAUGAAGGAACUUUUCCUUCCUGUCGAGGUCUACCCAGGUGUUCGCCGAUUGGCCUCAUUACUAGAGUUUGAUUUCACUUAUCCACAUGUAUACAGAAGGUCUAAUGGCGCUUUGGCAUACCCCGAGUGUCAAAUCAUAGGUUUAAUCGUUCUCGUCACAAAAUUAUGUCAUCCUUUCGAUGCCGUGGAGCGAACUCCCUACAGCAAAACAGAUCCUACUAUAAUUAAAAUAGACUGGCUAAGAUGGCGAGAAGUCAGAGACCUCGAUAGAACCAAAGGCAUGGAAAAGGGCAAAGAAAUCAGAACUAUAGAUUCUGAUGUCCUGGCAAUGAGCGACAAUAAUAUUGAUGACUAUUUGGAUUGGUAUCAACGGACUUGGAUGGAUGAUCGAGAUCCCAAAAUGCCCAAGCAGAUUCUUGACUUCUUUCCUCUCCAAGAAAUUUCAGCCAAGGCCAUAGGUCUACCUCAGCUUGAAACCCAGGCAGAGUCUACGGAAACAUGUCAAAAUAUAAUGGUUCCGCAAAAUGCGAUUUCGGAAAAGGACGAGAAGAGAGGCAUUAGACGUCCCGGAGAGCUGUACAAAAGGGACAGGAGUUCAGAAGAGCUCACAGAAAAUGCAAGAGCUUUUUUUGAAACAGCUGCUCGUAAUACCGGUAUGAGCUUAAAAAUGCUAGUGAGAAGCGUGUUCCAGUUGGAAACGCUCUUGGAGAAAUGGAGAGUAGCAGAGAUAAAGAGAGCGAUAUCGACUCCAGUAGAUGGAGAAGAGUCAUCUGAUGAAGAGGGGCAAUACAAGUUGGAUCUCAAAAUUGUACCGAAAUUCCACGACGACAACGACGAAGUUCAUACCGCAAACAUGCAGAUCUUCGUCAAGACCCUUACGGGCAAGACUAUCACACUCGAGUGUGAGAGUGCCGAUACCAUCGAUAAUGUCAAGUCCAAGAUCCAGGACAAGGAGGGAAUUCCCCCAGACCAGCAACGCCUGAUCUUCGCUGGAAAACAGCUUGAGGAUGGAAGAACUUUGAGUGACUACAAUAUUCAAAAAGAAUCUACUCUCCACCUUGUCCUCCGUCUCCGUGGUGGUAUCAUUGAGCCAUCUCUCAAGGCCCUUGCCUCCAAGUUCAACUGCGAUAAGAUGAUCUGCCGAAAGUGCUACGCUCGUCUACCUCCUCGUGCCACGAACUGCAGAAAGAAGAAAUGCGGACACACUAACCAACUUCGACCAAAGAAGAAGCUAAAGUGA